Messenger RNA from Eutrema salsugineum, 1179 nucleotides. RefSeq names its product DNA ligase 6. The transcript is spliced from 2 exons. Bases 248 to 787 code for a protein of 179 amino acids. NCBI's taxonomy places the organism in Eukaryota, Viridiplantae, Streptophyta, Magnoliopsida, Brassicales, Brassicaceae. The record is from RefSeq and is a predicted model, not a curated record.
ACCGACAAAGUAAUACAAACCCGAAUAUUACUAACGUGCGCACUGGUCUCCUCGAGACGACGCCGUCGCCGAUCGUCACCGUUCUUCUAUGUACUGGGGGGUUAAUAAUCGGCGGGUCAAUGCCUUAUAUGUUCUGAUUAUACCACCUACAGGAAGAUUCUCGCCGGAGUUUCAAUUUUACAAUUUUCCUCAUUGCAAGAUCAUGAAGAAGUAGGCAAAGGUUUAAAGGAAUCUGAGAACUUUAAUAAUGGGUGAUGAGAAUGUUGCUCACAAGCCUCUGGAUGAGAAGGUUUACUUACAAGGGUCUGUUUUAUUGGAUUGUGGUAAGGAGGAGAUUGUGGAAGAGCUUAGGAACUGUUUACCCAAGUGGGUUACGCAAGAACAGGUAACAGAUAUGAUUAGAGGGACAUGGAGGAAUAUAGUCGAAAUAGUUGAUAAUUUCUAUGAACACGAGACUAAAUUCUACGAGCAAGUCUCUGCUGUUUUAGCUUUUACUUCUAGAGAUGGGUUUAGUUCGGGUAACCACGAAGCACUUGUUUCUAAACUGGAGUUUCUACACUGCGAAACCGAGCGAAAUGAAACUUGUCAUUCAUCGCAGUUUCACAAGCUCAAGAGCAUGAGUAGUUCCCAGAAGAGCAGCAUUUCUCCCGUGAAAAGGAACAGAAAGAUCAAAGGUAAACCGAAGAAGAAAGGAAAAGCUUGUUCUAAGUUGGAAUCUGCUGGCCCAAAGCAAGCUUCAAUAAUUAAAUUCUUCAACAAAGUUCCUUCAGAUGAUUCCAAUGCUUAAGAGGCUCAAAAGGUUUGUCAGAAUUUUUGGAAGUAAUAUGGUGAGCUCUUUCUGCAAAACCUCAUAGACUGAUGAACCAUUGCUGUGAUGUCAACGGAUAAUACCUCAUUGUUACUGCACCAAGAUUCUUGGAAGAUUAGGAUUCGCAUACAAUUGAUUGAUCUUCACAGCAACUAUGUAUACAUUGGCCUCAUUGAGGAAACUAAAAUCAUAGAAUGGGGGGAAAGAUUGUCAUUCAGUUGCAGAGUUUUCAGUUUUUGAGUCAGUUCAAAGAACAUUUGCUGACCUUAUUCUAGUAUUGAGCGUCUGUUACUUAAUUAAAUCCAAUAUUUGAUUGAAGAUUUUUUUUUUCUUCUUUUUAAAACUCAUUAACAUUGAAGAUGGAAGAAAGA